Molecule: messenger RNA, 860 nt
Organism: Populus euphratica (Euphrates poplar)
Lineage: Eukaryota; Viridiplantae; Streptophyta; Magnoliopsida; Malpighiales; Salicaceae
Product: ubiquitin thioesterase OTU1-like
Exons: 8
Coding region: 379-669 (96 amino acids)
Biological process (GO): endoplasmic reticulum unfolded protein response; protein deubiquitination; ERAD pathway
Cellular component (GO): cytosol; nucleus
Molecular function (GO): cysteine-type deubiquitinase activity
Source: RefSeq, a predicted model, not a curated record
CUACUUGACACGAGGCCUUAACCCUUGCUCAAAUGGGAACUUAAAAAGGCAAACCGAUUACAAAUAGCUAACGAUAUCUCGGACCCAAAAACUCUCUCUCAACCAGUCCUUGUUCAUUUUCAAAACCCGUUCUUGUUUACUGGCACCAUGGAAGGAAUCAUUCUUAGAAGGGUUAUUCCCUCGGACAAUAAUUGUCUUUUCAAUGCUGUUGGCUAUGUCAUAUGGACCAUGACAGAAAAAAAGCUCCUGAAUUGAGACAGGUGCCAUUGAGCUUUCAAUAUUAGCAGAUUAUUAUGGACGUGAAAUUGCAGCAUAUGAUAUCCAGACCAUGCGAUGUGAUUUGUAUGGGGUCAGGAGAGGACGUACUCAGAAAGGGCCAUGCUGAUUUACAAUGGACUCCAUUAUGAUGCUUUAGCUAUGUCUCCAUUUGAGGGAGCUCCAGAGGAGUUUGAUCAGACCAUAUUUGGGGUGCAAAACGACAGGACGAUAGGGCCAGCUAAGGGGCAUGCUCUUAAUCUUGUUAAGGAGCAACAAAGGAAAAGAAGUUACACAGACACUGCCAACUUCACUUUGCGCUGCGGGGUAUGCCAAAUUGGAGUAAUUGGUCAGAAGGAGGCUGUUGAAUAUGCGCAAGCCACAGGCCAUGUGAACUUUCAAGAAUAUAGAUAACAGAAAGCAGAAACUCUUCAUUUCUCAAGGUCCUUGGUAACUAGAGGAUUGUUAUGCUAUUCAUAUUUGAUUUUUAAAUAACCCUAUAAAGCUGCUGCAUGCUCUUUUGUUGUUCUUGUAUGAUCAUUUUGAAAUGAAAGAACAUUCAAUUUCAGCUAAUGCAUCAAUUCGUAAAAAAAUGUUUAGUUUUC